Passer domesticus (house sparrow) is the source of this 1105-nucleotide messenger RNA. RefSeq lists its product as uncharacterized. Bases 389 to 1105 code for a protein of 238 amino acids. Lineage: Eukaryota; Metazoa; Chordata; Aves; Passeriformes; Passeridae. The record is from RefSeq and is a predicted model, not a curated record. The transcript has 6 exons.
UAUCCAGCUGUGGCUGUCUGGAGCAAGCAACUCAUGUCUCUCCAUAUUUGCAACUUGCAGAUCAGCAAAGGAGAGCCUGGAAUCCAGGCUGCUUGCUGCUCAGCAGCAGAUAGCUCAGCUGGAGAUCUCCAGGAACCAUCUGGAGGCUCAGGUGCUCACAGUCACACAGGACAAAGUGGUGAUAGAAGGACAAGUGAAAUGCCUGCAAGGUGAACUGGAAGCAGAGAGAGCUCUCAGGAAGCAGGAACAGGAAGACACAGCUCAGGAACUCCUGCAGGCACAGCAGCAGCAUCACAAAAGCCUCAGGCCUCAGGGAACAGCUCAGCAAGUGGAAAUAAAGAAGCUCCUGGAAGACCUGGCAGGUGAACGUGAAAGGCACCGUGCAGAGAUGCAGGAGAUGCUGGAGCAAUGGGAAAAAGAGAAGGCAGAGAGAAAGAGGGAGCACAAGGAGGUGCUGUUGGAGAUGAGACAGAAAGUAGCUACCUUGCUGGCUCAACAAGAAGAAUUAAUGAGAUUUGAAAAUGCCAAGCGAGAGGUCCUGCUGGAAGAGCAGAAGGAGAAGAGUGCUUUAUCAGAGGCACUGCUCCAAACUCAGGGAGAGCUCAGCCGAGCCCGCCAGCAGGUCCAGCAGCUCAGGCAGGAGGUGCAAGAGCAGCAAGAGAAGGGGCAGCUAAGUAACAUCAAGGAAAAUCUGCAAGCUGAGCUGGAGGAAGCUCGCAGUGAAGUCCAGGCAGCAGAGAGGAGGCACAAGGAAGAGCUGCAAGGCCUCAAAGAGGAAAUUAAUCUCAUCCUUGCCCAUAGAAAGGCUCUACAAAAGCAGGUGGCAGAGUUGACAUCUCAGCUGGCAGCCUGCCGAGAGUGCCAGGAAAAGACUGUGCAGAGAGUGCAGCAAGAUGUGAGGGAGGCCCAGCAAGAGUCCAGGCAGAAGCUCUCGGAGGUUGAGCAUGUCCAGAAGCUGCUGGAGGAGGCAGAACAUCAGAAGAAGGAGCUGCAAGCACAUCUGCAGGACUUGGAGAGGGAAAGGAGUCGAUGGGAAGAAGUGGCACAGCAGAAUUCAGAAUUGCAGGCUUCCGUCAAUGCCCUAGAGAGGGAAAAAGCCAGGUAA